Messenger RNA from Sphaerodactylus townsendi, 3183 nucleotides. RefSeq names its product zinc finger and SCAN domain-containing protein 2-like. The record is from RefSeq and is a predicted model, not a curated record. The coding region runs from base 360 to 3047 and encodes 895 amino acids. The transcript has 4 exons. NCBI's taxonomy places the organism in Eukaryota, Metazoa, Chordata, Lepidosauria, Squamata, Sphaerodactylidae.
AAGAUGAAAAAACAUAACGGCUCCUUCCCGUCUUUUUGCAAUAGAUAACUGUUUGCAUAUUUAUUUUGCAUUUUGCAGCGGGGAGGGAGCGAGGGCGUCUAUUCCCGGGGAUUGCCGGUAGGCGAGGCAAAGGACAGUGUAGAGUUAUCUGGAAGUAUCAUUGGGUCCCAUUGUUUGUCGAAGAGCCCUGAUGUUUUACCAUCGUGUUUGAAAGAUCCCACCAGCCUCGUCAGAUCAGUCUCUUGCCCUGAUGGAAUUUCAGGGGUCCUGUGGGAGAGCCGAGGUGUUCCACAAGGAUUGGUGGUAAGGGGGUGGUGUCUGUGCACCAGUGGGGGCUGUGCUGCCUCUUGAGAAAGAUAAUGGCCACAGCACCAGAGACCACGGUUGAUGAAGAAUCGCUGAAGCAGGGAAAUCUAAUCAAAAUGGAGGAACAGGACUUUACAAGCUCCGAAUCAGGGAAAGAAAUGGAAAAAGCAGGGAAGACUGGUGAAAUUUUAUCUGGGGAAUCUCCACAGGUUGUGAAGCAAGAACCGGAGGAAGAGCCAUCCCAAAACUGGGAUGCCCAGUUGCAGGAAUUCCUGAAGAUGCUUCAGGGCCCUUGUUCUAGGGGGGACAGCCCACAACUGUCUGAACUGAGGCUGUGGAAUGAUAGUGGAUCAUCUCCAGUGCUUUCUGAAGGAAUGACAGAGGCCACCAAGUGGCUCAGUGGAUUGUGGGCUUCCCAAACGCAGUUGGUUUCCAUUGGAGAAGCAAAGCGGGACCAGCCAGCCACGUGCUGUGGGAAGGAGAAAGAGAAAGUCCAAACUGGAGAUGCUGUUAAGGCCGAGAUACGUCGCCAGCAUUUCAGGAAACUCUGCUAUCGAGAAGCUGAGGGCCCUCAGGAGACUUGCAGGCAGCUGCGGGAACUUUGCUGUCAGUGGCUGAGGCCCGAGAGCCACACCAAGGAGCAGAUCUUGGAUCUCCUGACUCUGGAGCAAUUCUCUGCCAUCCUGCCACCGGAGAUGCAACACUGGGUCAGGGAGAGCAAUCCGGAGAACUGCACCCAGGCAGUGACUCUAGCGGAGGAUUUCCUUCAGGCACAGCAAGGUGCCAAAGGAUGGGGACGGCAGAUUAAGGGUAUGUCAGAAGAUAUGUUUGUAAAUCUACCCAAGACAAGCAAGGAAUUGCCAGACGCAGCAAAGAAACAGCGUUUCACCGAAGCCGAGCAGUGUGUUGAUGGAAGUGCAGAUUUUUCAGGUGACGGGUGGCCAAGUGAAAAUGAUGAGCAGAAGCCUUUCGUGGAAAGCCCUGAGCAAGAGGGACCACAGAUGAUGUCGUUGGAAACGGCCCAAGAGAACGAUACCCCAUGUGGUGGAGAAAGUGAUGAGAACCAGUGCAGGGCAAACAGACAGAACAGAAGUGACAACAAUAAUGAAGUGGCUGAGUCUGUCCCUUCUGACUGCACUUUCAGAAGUCUUGAUGAAGUUACAGUCCAGCAGUGGGGAAAUAAAGUGAAAGAUGAAACGUGCGAGGAAAGCUUGACUCAGAACUUGUACCGACUUACAGGUGAAAGCAGCGACACGGGAGAGAAACCAUACAAGUGCUGGCACUGUGGCCAGAGUUUUGGUAGCAGCUCCGAUCUUGUGUCCCACGAGAGAACCCACGUGGGGGAGAAGCUGUAUAAAUGUGCCCACUGUGGAGAAAGUGAGAGAACCCACACAGGGCAGAAGCCUCAUAAAUGCUCACACUGUGGGAAUACCUUUGGGUGGAACUCGCAAGAGAGAAUCCAUGCUGGUGAAAAGCCUUACACAUGCCUAGAAUGUGGGAAAAGCUGCAGUCAGAGAUCAGACCUCCUUAAACAUCAGAGGACUCACACAGGUGAAAAACCAUACAAAUGCGCUGUGUGUGGGAAAAACUUCACAAACAUCUCAGGUCUCAAAGUCCACCAGAGAAUCCACACAGGGGAGAAACCAUACAAAUGCUCGCACUGUGGGAAAUGCUUCAGUUGGAGCUCUCACUUUAUGUCGCAUGAGAGAAUCCACACAGCAUUAUGCUCGUACUGUGGGAAAAGCUUCAGUCAAAAGUCGGACCUCAUCGAGCAUGAGCGAACACAUGCGGCAAAGGAGGUGUUUGCAUGCUUUGCCUGCGGGAAGACUUUCAGUGUCAGUGCGGAACUAGUUGCACAUGUACGGACCCACAAAGAGAAGCCUUUUGAAUGUUCUGUCUGUGGCAAGACCUUCCGGAACAGUUUGCAACGGAUCGCACAUCAGAAAGUACAUACAGGAGAGAAGCAGCAUAAAUGUUCCCAGUGCGGGAAAAGUUUUAGCCAGAGGCAGAGUUUGAUUAUUCAUGAGAGAAUCCAUACAGGAGAAAAACCAUACAAAUGUUUAGUCUGUGGGAAAAACUUCAGAAAUGUCCCAAAUCUUAAAUCACAUGAGAGGACACAUACAGGAGAGAAACCAUAUAAGUGUUCCUACUGUGAUAAAACCUUCCGCUGGAGCUCUCACCUGGUGUUGCAUGAGAGAAUCCACACAGGAGAAAAGCCCUAUAGAUGUUCAGAUUGUGGGAGAGCCUUUGACCGGAGGUCCAAUCUUCUUAUGCAUGUGAGAAUCCACACUGGGCAGAAACCUUACAACUGUUCCAACUGUGGAAAAAGCUUCACCUCCAAUUCUGUUCUCCUUCGACAUCAGAAAAUCCACGCAGAAGAGGAACCUUGUACAUGCUCUGAGUGUGGGAGAAUCUUCUGGCAGCGGUUGGACCAGAUUGACCGGACCAGAGAGAAGGGCUCAAAAUGUUCUGAGUGCUUGAGAAGCAGCUAUCUGAGCUCGGAUCUGGUGGUACGGGCAAGAAACUGUGGAGAGGAAAAGCCGUUCAAGUGCUCUGUCUGCGAGAAAAGUUUUCGGAAUAGCUCACACCUCCUCACCCACCAAAGUGUCCACACAGGUGUUCAGCCAUAUCAGUGCUCAGACUGUGGGCGGAACUUUGUGAGAAGACCCAAUCUCCUAGCUCCCACGAGCGACCACACAGGGCAGAAACCGUACAAAUGUCCUGAUUGCGAGAAGGGUUAGAUUUGGUACUUGGUGUUCUCAGGAAAAAACAGAACUGCUCUUGCUAACAGAGGUGUAGCUGGGCCAAACUGCACCAGGUGCACAGUCUAUAUUUUCUGCUCCCCGCCCUCAUGGCACCCCCCCCGUGGCGCCCCCC